CCACCAAAGUUUGGCCGGCUGCCGGGAACACCACGAGUUAUUUCCCUGCUAUUUCCCGGCCCAGAGCUCUUGGCCCCUGAACAACUGGUUUCCUCUUGGAGUCUGGGAGGAGCUGAGCAGAGCCGGCAGAGAGUGAACCAGGACCGGGGAAUGACUACGAGAGGACCCCGGUAUUCGGGCUCCCUGUGCCAGCGCCAUGAGGCCUCUCCUCGCCCUGCUGCUCCUGGGCCUGGCGGUCGGCUCACCUCCACUGGACGACAACAAGAUCCCCAGCCUGUGCCCGGGGCAGCCCGGCCUCCCAGGCACGCCAGGCCACCACGGCAGCCAGGGCUUGCCAGGUCGUGACGGCCGCGACGGCCGAGACGGCGCGCCCGGGGCUCCCGGAGAGAAGGGCGAGGGCGGGAAGCCCGGACUACCGGGGCCCCGUGGGGAGCCCGGGCCGCGAGGAGAGGCGGGCCCGGUGGGGGCGACCGGGCCUGCGGGGGAGUGCUCCGUGCCUCCGCGCUCCGCCUUCAGUGCCAAGCGCUCGGAGAGUAGGGUGCCUCCGCCGUCGGACGCGCCCCUACCCUUCGACCGGGUGCUGGUGAACGAGCAGGGUCAUUACGACGCCGCCACCGGCAAGUUCACCUGCCAGGUGCCAGGAGUCUACUACUUCGCGGUCCACGCCACUGUCUACCGGGCUAGCCUGCAGUUUGAUCUGGUCAAGAACGGCGAGUCCAUCGCCUCUUUCUUCCAGUUUUUUGGGGGGUGGCCCAAGCCAGCCUCGCUCUCUGGAGGCACCAUGGUGAGGCUGGAGCCCGAGGACCAGGUGUGGGUGCAGGUGGGCGUGGGUGAUUACAUCGGCAUCUAUGCCAGCAUCAAGACGGACAGCACCUUCUCCGGAUUUCUGGUAUAUUCUGAUUGGCACAGCUCCCCUGUCUUCGCUUGAUGCCCACUGGAAAGUGAGCGCAUGCUCUCUCACUCCUAGGAGAGGAGGGUGUGACACUGAUAGCCACAUCAUCCAGGAAGGCUGGCCCCCCUGGAAUGCUGUGAAUGACUAUGGAGGGAGGCUGGGGGCCUGUCUGUCCUGCUGCUGGCGGGGAGUGGGGACAGAGGUUGUCUGAGAUAAGGGCACUGGUUGGAUUUAUUCCCAAGACCAAAGGAGUGUGUUGUGCGGCCAGGUGUAGGCCCUCUGACCCACGACAUCAAGGUGGGGUGCCCUCUUUCUGGUCCUCUGUUUCUCUGAGUCUUCCCUUUUCCCUCCUGCUCCUUGGCCCUUUUCUUAGAAAUCAUUCAAUAAAUCUUAAAAACCCUC
This is a messenger RNA of Rhinolophus ferrumequinum (greater horseshoe bat), 1294 nucleotides long. It is a transcript of the gene C1QTNF5, whose product is annotated as C1q and TNF related 5. The record is from RefSeq and is a predicted model, not a curated record. Gene Ontology annotation, molecular function: protein binding. Lineage: Eukaryota; Metazoa; Chordata; Mammalia; Chiroptera; Rhinolophidae. Bases 197 to 928 code for a protein of 243 amino acids. The transcript is spliced from 3 exons.